GAAGCUUUCACCACCAGUGUUGGUACUGUGAGCUGCCUCUAAAUUCACGGCAAACGUUUAUCUGAACGUGACGUUUACGGACAGAUUGUAUUACGGUGAAACAGUGACUACCCGUUGAAAUAUGAUGGAACCCCUGACGAAGGAACAAGUCAUCAAUUUGAGAAAAAAACAUUACGGGAAAUCAUGCAAGCUCUUCUACAAAUCUGACCCCAUCAAGAUAGUACGAGCACAGGGUCAAUAUAUGUAUGAUGAAAAAAACAACAGAUAUCUAGAUUGCAUCAACAAUGUGGCACAUGUUGGUCAUUGUCAUCCUGAUGUAGUGAAGGCAGGUGUGGAACAGAUGAAAGUACUCAACACAAACUCCCGUUUUCUCCAUGAUAAUUUGGCUAUGUAUGCAGACAAAUUAUGCUCGCUUUUUCCAUCAAAGCUGUCUGUCUGUUAUUUUACAAAUUCAGGAUCUGAGGCAAAUGAUUUAGCUAUAAGAUUAGCAAGACAACAUACUAAACAUCAUGAUGUUGUAACAGUUGAUCAUGCAUAUCAUGGUCACUUGACUACGCUGAUUGAUAUCAGUCCAUAUAAGUUCAAUGCUCAUGGAGGAGAGGGCAAAAAGGACUGGGUUCAUGUGGCACCAAGUCCAGAUGUAUAUCGUGGUAUGUACAGAGAUGAUAAGAAUGCCGGUGAGAAAUACGCACUAGAGGUCAAAAAGAUUAUAGAUGAGGCACAUAAAAAUGGACGAAAGGUCAGUAAACAUGUAUUCAUAAUUCAUGGUUCUUAG
This is a messenger RNA of Saccoglossus kowalevskii, 775 nucleotides long. RefSeq names its product ethanolamine-phosphate phospho-lyase-like. Gene Ontology annotation, molecular function: transaminase activity; pyridoxal phosphate binding. The record is from RefSeq and is a predicted model, not a curated record. NCBI's taxonomy places the organism in Eukaryota, Metazoa, Hemichordata, Enteropneusta, Harrimaniidae. Gene Ontology annotation, cellular component: mitochondrion.